Messenger RNA from Colletotrichum graminicola M1.001, 813 nucleotides. RefSeq lists its product as uncharacterized. The transcript has 2 exons. Bases 1 to 813 code for a protein of 270 amino acids. NCBI's taxonomy places the organism in Eukaryota, Fungi, Ascomycota, Sordariomycetes, Glomerellales, Glomerellaceae. The record is from RefSeq and is a predicted model, not a curated record.
AUGAAGCUUUCCCUCCUCUUCGAGUCCUUCCUCAUCGACCAGCAGAACCCUGAGGCAGAUCGGAAGAUCGGCUAUCAGUGCAACAAGUGGAAGAACAACGCGUGCAUUGGCUCCUGGGUUCCCUGCCGAGGAAAAGAGGGCCGCUCGCAGUGCAAUUUUAAUGACUUCCAGCUGUUCCUGGACAACACAAAACCGGGUAUGGAGACUCUUCAGGCGGCCUACAGGCCCGACGACUCUCUGGACAACCGGCAGACGGCCGUGAAUUGCAUCUGGGCUUGGAGAGAUCAGGAUAAGGCGCCUUACAACUUCAGGGGGCACAAGGCGUUCAGAAACGGGCUCAACGACCACAACGACUUCAUCAGAAACAUCGGCCAGAUCAGCAACGACAACUACAACAAGCCGGCCGUGAGAGCGGCCGCCGGUGACGCCGCCUUCAGCCGGGUGGACGAUACGCUCACCAAGAUCACCCAGGCCCGCGUUGCCGACCACGGCCGCUACCUGAUCACGGCGGCCCAGAACGGCCUUCCCGGCGUCACCAUUGUCGAGAAGGACAUGGGUGCGAGCCCGUUCUAUCGCCCCUCUUGGACGCCGCCACCGGUUGCCGAACCGGACACGCCGCAGUGGAAAACGGUCGACUGGGAGGCCACCAUCAAAAACUCGGCCGACCCGGCCGCCACCCGCACUCAGGUACGCGGCUGGCUGGACAGCUUCUAUCGCGGGCCCACGGCCAAUAGUCACGCCAAAGAUCACUGGCAAGUGCUUAGGUCGUACAAGACCAACAAAGACCGUACGAACCGGUGCCGGAAGCCCUAA